Molecule: messenger RNA, 1040 nt
Organism: Didymella exigua CBS 183.55
Lineage: Eukaryota; Fungi; Ascomycota; Dothideomycetes; Pleosporales; Didymellaceae
Exons: 2
Coding region: 351-770 (139 amino acids)
Source: RefSeq, a predicted model, not a curated record
AGUUGUCCAGUCUUAUUUUCCAUCGACUUCACACUCUCAGCGUAUUUGGAUCGUACGAGACGAAGCAAGGGCACAAUGAUCUCACUAUCGCGGUGUCGUGGUGGAAGGGGGUGAGAUCGCCGUUUCUGACGUCACGCACAGUCGCGAUCCUGCUUUCUGAGGCAUGCUCACUUCGUGCACAGGAACGUAGGUGUUGUAUACACGGGAGCUUAGGUAUAAGAGCUUCAGUGCCGUUUCUUCCGUCUUGCUUUCUAAUUCAGUCCACUUUUUGUCCACACAUCUACGUUAUCCUUGCUGCGAAUCACUUCCUGACCUGCAACCCCUGUCACCACCAUCAAAUCAACGCAGUCAUGCCUCUCUUUGGUCGUCGCGAGCCUUCUCCUCCACCUGCUCCCGUAGCAUCGCCCACCCGCAAGACCGGCCUUUUCUCCCGCCGCCGUUCUUCCAGCCCAGACAUACACCGCUCCUCCACCUCCUCGCACCACACCAGCACAUCAUCCACAAAACGCCACUCCUCCGUCCUGCACCGCGGCUCCGGCGACCCAUCUAUCCACGCUGCCACACAGUCACUCCGUCAAGCUGAGACUGCUGAACGCGAGGCCGAUGCAGCGCUCUUCAGGGCGAAAAACGCUGUACGAGAGGCCCGUGAGCACGUGAGGAGACUGGAGAAGGAGGCCGCGGAAGAGGCGAGGCUGGCGAAGAUUAAGCAGAGCGAAGCCAAAGCACUUGGCAAGAAGGGGAGAGCUCUUGGUCGACACGACCACGUCUAAACUUUUGCAACACAACUUAUGGAAUCCAUGUCGAUGGUUUAUGCCAACUACUCUUCUGUCUGUAUGAUAUUUUGAUGUGAAUGACGAGUCAUGAUAGCGAGUCGUUGAUGGAUUUAUUGUUACCCUAGCUGCAGGAGCAUGCUGUCAAGACAAGACAAUGCUACAAAUUGUUCUACAUCUUCCUUAUUGCACAAUUGUGCUUUACACUGUAUCUUCGCCAAUCCGAGUUCAUUCAGGACGCUUAGUUCCUACUGAGGACAAAUUCUCGGA